Zingiber officinale is the source of this 1780-nucleotide messenger RNA. Its product is annotated as PI-PLC X domain-containing protein At5g67130-like. Gene Ontology annotation, molecular function: phosphoric diester hydrolase activity. The record is from RefSeq and is a predicted model, not a curated record. Bases 76 to 1260 code for a protein of 394 amino acids. Gene Ontology annotation, biological process: lipid metabolic process. NCBI's taxonomy places the organism in Eukaryota, Viridiplantae, Streptophyta, Magnoliopsida, Zingiberales, Zingiberaceae. The transcript has 8 exons.
AUUGGGUAAGAGAGAAGAUAAGGCUAUAACCAAGCGAUAUCGCAUUGCGAUCGGCAGCCGCCGGCGAGGCCCGAAAUGAAGAGUAGACUCCUCCUCCUUCUCCUCCUCGCUACGCCUCUUCUCUCAUCGGCGGCUAGGCUGGGAGCGAUGUGCACGGCCGACAGCGACUGCGACGCCGGGCUGCGAUGCGACGGGUGCAGUGGCCAACAGGGCGUGUGCGUGCGCAUCCGACCGUAUGAUCCCAGAUCCAAGGGGAGGGAUUUGCCGUUCAACGAGUACUCUUGGCUGACGACGCACAACUCCUUCGCUAGGCAGGGGGCGGUCUCCGCCACUGGUACCCCCCUCCUCACCUUUACCAACCAGCAGGAUAGCAUCACCUCCCAGCUCAAUAAUGGUGUAAGAGGUUUGAUGCUGGAUAUGUAUGAUUUUGAGAACGACGUCUGGCUUUGCCACUCGUUUGGAGGCCAGUGUUUCAACUUCACUGCAUUCCAACCUGCUAUCAAUGUUCUCAGAGAAAUCCAGGUCUUCCUUGAAGCAAACCCCUCCGAGGUGGUAACCAUAUUCAUUGAAGAUUAUGUCAGAUCCACAAAUGGUCUGACAAGGGUGUUCAAUGCUUCAGGUCUAAUGACGUAUUGGUACCCAGUGGACCAGAUGCCAAGGAAUGGCAGUUGGCCUUUGCUAAGUUCAAUGAUCAACCAGAAUCAUCGUCUUCUGGUCUUCACAUCCAUAGCUUCCAAGGAAGCUUCCGAGGGCAUUGCAUACGAGUGGAACUAUGUAGUAGAAAAUCAGUAUGGUGAUGAAGGAUUAAAUUCAACUACAUGCCCCAAUCGAACAGAAUCAUCGCCCAUGGAUACCACCUCCAAAUCCCUUGUGCUGAUGAACUAUUUUCAAGAAAAUCCAGUUGGCAGUGUUGCUUGCAGCAAUAAUCUAUCCCCUCUAGUGAGCAUGCUUGGAACUUGCCAUAAUUAUUCAGCCAACCGUUGGGCCAACUUUGUAGCUGUUGAUUUCUACUUGUUGGGUGAUGCUCCUGAAGCUGUAAAUGUCGCAAAUGGGCACAUGGUCUGUGGAUGCGAUAAUUUUGCUUAUUGCAGGUCUAAUGCCACAUUCGGUACUUGUGAUGUGCCACCACCUCCACCGCCUUCUUCAUCGCCUAGAUCAACAACUCCAGGUUCCACAUCGGAUGCCUCAAUUACGGGUGGGUUCUCCAUGCUCUCAAAGGUGGCCACAUUCUCUUGGCUCUUGCUGCUGGAGUUCAUAUGAUAUAAUGUUAGUGCAAUGUUGCGGUAUCUUUGAGCUGCUGCUUCAGGUUGUAUUGUUAUUAUUAAUUGGUAGCCGAUUAUUUUGUAAAAUGGUUUAUUUUUCGUACUUCUCGAUAGGUUGCCUCUCGAGUAUAAAUUAUGUAUCCAUUUGUGGUCUCUGGAGACUGCAUUUGUGGUGGCCUCUUCAUCUGAUUUAUGAAUAUUUAUUGGCAAAAGAUUCAGUUGAAUGUUCUAGUAUUUUUGAAAUCAUAUCGACAUUAUAUUUGAAUGAUAGAUGGAGAACGGAGAGAGAAGCGGAGAAGAGAAGGGUGACAAAGUGAAGAAGCGGGAUCGUCUUUAGAGAAGUAUAAAGAUCCCAAGAGGAAGAUAGAGAGGUAAGAAUAGCAAGAAAGGAUCAACCGAGGCAAUAGUAGCACUGAAGGAACAAGCCAAGUGGAUAUGAAAAAUACAACUAGGGCAGUUGAUAAAUGUAGCAAAAUUCAAUUUGCUCAUCCUCAAUACUCCCGUUAAUCUAUCUCUAG